Molecule: messenger RNA, 584 nt
Organism: Eucalyptus grandis
Lineage: Eukaryota; Viridiplantae; Streptophyta; Magnoliopsida; Myrtales; Myrtaceae
Exons: 6
Coding region: 60-584 (174 amino acids)
Biological process (GO): rRNA base methylation
Cellular component (GO): nucleolus; small-subunit processome
Molecular function (GO): rRNA (pseudouridine) methyltransferase activity; rRNA binding
Source: RefSeq, a predicted model, not a curated record
CCAAUUCUCCGGCUGAGCUUCUGGGGUGUUGGUUGCACGAUCGAUAGUGAGUUUGAAAAAUGGCGAGGCCUUUUAGAGUCAACUGGGGGAACAAAAAGCGGAAGGAGAAGUAUGAUGAGCUGCCAAUCAUCUGUCUUUCUUAUUUUCCCCCUUCUCCAUCAGUUUUAUCCAUUACCUAUCUGAUUUUGAAUUCAGAUGAUCAUACCAACUUUUUGAAGAGGAAUGGUAGAAAUCCAGCUGAUUAUAGACCCGACAUCGUUCACCAGGCUCUUUUAUUGAUCCUAGACAGCCCACUUAAUAAGGCAGGAAAGGUUCGUGCUGUCUAUGUGAGGACUAAAAAGGGUGUGCUCUUUGAAGUCAAGCCUCAUGGCCGUAUCCCCAGGACAUAUAAGUGCUUCGCAGGCAUAAUGUAUGCAAAGGGCCCUGGAGGAGUUGGACAAGAGGCGGCAACACUGGAGAUCAAAGAAGAAAUGGGCAAAGAUGGAGGUAGAGAUGGAGGCGACGUGUCGAAGGCGACAACGGCAAUGUUAAGUGAUCCGACAGAAAUUUUUGAUACCAAAGUGAGCGUUGUACAUAACUUAUGA